AAUGAAGCGUGACCUGUCCACAUCGACCAUCGGCCGCGAUGAGGCCAGGCGUCCUCUUAUGGAGGCCUACAUGUUCCAGCGCCGGGUCCUCCUGGGAUGCAGCUUGCUGACGGUGGUAUCGCUGCUGAUCUGGAUAGUGGCGAUAUCGACCGAUCAUUGGAUAAUCAUUUCCGGUGGACAAGGCAUCUUUAUUCCGGAGUCAAGAAGAUUCUUUAUGUCCUCGCACUCGGGAUUAUGGCGCCACUGCCGGAACACCAUUGUUCCCAAUGCUCUAAGCAAUGCCCAGGUGGUGAGGAACUUCAGUUCCAUGUCCUACACGGCGCAGACGAACAUCAACGAGGCCAAACGGAAUCUCUCGCACAUGGACUUCAUCAAGGAGUUUGCCAAGGAAAAAUUGGACACAGGAGAUAAUUUCACAGAAGCAGCUAGACGACACAUGUUUGCUCAUUGGGCACGAGGCGAGGACGAGGACUUCCAGACCCUGCGAAACGCGUUCCGAUCCAUUGUGAUGUCCACCGAAGAGAACCAAAGGCAGAUCAAUGCCACGGCGAACAAACCUAUACCCAUUGAUCCUUUAGAUGUGCAGGGAAUUAUUAGGAGGAAUACAUUCGGAUCGGCUCUGCAGCGGGUGAAGUACAACAACACCUGGUCCUAUUAUGUGAUACCAGAGGUGGCUCAGUUGGCCAUCUUCAGUAACUGGACGAAUUAUCCUCUGGUGGUGCGGUUGUUGGGUACCUAUAUCCGGGACAUUGGUAUUCCCGCUUAUGUUCUGAAUGACGAGCGGGUGCUUCUAAUCUUAGUGCCUCCGCUGCCGCCAAAACGCGGAGGUCAAAGUGCCUAUUACAGCUACAUCCCGAACCAACGAUGCAAGUAUAUUGACAUGUUCCCCAACUCUAACGCCCUUCGAAAUGAGCCUGGAUUCGACGACGAGCUAUUGGUGGCUUGGUACUUCCUUUCAGACUAUAUCCGGACGCAGGCGUCCUUUGCCUGCAUUACGUUGUUCGUGAUGAGCUUGGGGGCAGUGUUCUCCUUCUACACGUUCAUGAAUCCGCGCUAUAUGUUCAAGCGACUGGCGGGAGGAAUUCACCUGGUUGCAGCAUCCACAGCCCUGGUGGUACUCCAGGUACUCUUCUCUUCAAUUGACUAUACGAAGGAUCAUCUAUUUUACGCGUAUCCCGAUGGAGCAGAGUUAACCUACGGGUAUGGAGUCUUCUUGGCCUGGUUCACUUUUGCGGAUAAUAUUCUAUGCGGUGUUAUGUUCCUCUGGUACUCGGGCAAGAAAAAAGGCGCCAAGGCGCCCAACGAUGAGGUGGCCAUGGCGGAUGAGCCCACCAUCAUGGGCAGAUAACCUGCCCCAGACCACAAUGGGCUUUGAUUGACCAAAUGCCCAUCCAGCGACCAAAGACCAAAGCAAUUCUGUUGCUUUUCAGCAUACUUUUGUUAUUUGUUGUUUUAAUAAUGGCUGUAUUUAAAAUGUUCGCUUUAUAACUAUAAGAAUCUCAAGGCAAUAAAGCAUAUAUUUUCAGUCAA
Molecule: messenger RNA, 1530 nt
Organism: Drosophila bipectinata
Lineage: Eukaryota; Metazoa; Arthropoda; Insecta; Diptera; Drosophilidae
Cellular component (GO): membrane
Source: RefSeq, a predicted model, not a curated record